Molecule: messenger RNA, 300 nt
Organism: Penicillium daleae
Lineage: Eukaryota; Fungi; Ascomycota; Eurotiomycetes; Eurotiales; Aspergillaceae
Product: DUF427 domain-containing protein
Exons: 4
Coding region: 1-300 (99 amino acids)
Source: RefSeq, a predicted model, not a curated record
AUGCCGACUGCAAAAGCCAAGAUUGGAGACCUGGUGCUGGCUGAGGCCGACGCUUGGGAGACAGUCGAAGGGAAUGUAUAUUUUCCGCGCUCCGCUAUCAAAAAUCUGAGUACUUUCCAGAAUUCUGAUACGAAGACGUUUUGCCCAUGGAAGGGUGAGGCAGAGUAUUAUUCUGUAAAGACUGGAGACGCCGUCGUCCAAGAUGCUGCCUGGUACUACGCAAAUCCAUAUGAAAAGGCGAUGAAUAUCAAAGAUCACAUCGCGUUCUACAAGUCCAAGGUUCAAGUUACUGUCGAGUAG